Messenger RNA from Contarinia nasturtii (swede midge), 2958 nucleotides. It is a transcript of the gene spas, whose product is annotated as spastin. The record is from RefSeq and is a predicted model, not a curated record. Gene Ontology annotation, molecular function: ATP binding; ATP hydrolysis activity; microtubule severing ATPase activity. Gene Ontology annotation, cellular component: microtubule cytoskeleton. The transcript is spliced from 7 exons. NCBI's taxonomy places the organism in Eukaryota, Metazoa, Arthropoda, Insecta, Diptera, Cecidomyiidae. The coding region runs from base 258 to 2132 and encodes 624 amino acids.
CUCCAAUAUUGAUUUACGUAAUUGUUAUACGUACCAGAGGGCAGCAUCAGUUUGCCCAUCUAUAUAUACACACGGAUACAUAACAUACACAGAAGAAGAAAAAAACGACAUCAAAAGUGAGAAAUAACAAGAGACGACGACAUAUCUUUUGUUGUUUGUUAUUUAAACAAAUCAAACGACGGAAUUGUUAUACAAUAACAACAGCUAGAGAUAAAAGAGCAAGUGUGACAUUUUGUUUAUAAUCGCCAUCAGUACGUAUGGUGCGUUCGGAGAAAGAAAAAUCUCAAUCGAAUAAUGGUAAAAAACCAACAAAAUCAUCCGAUUGUGAAAAUGAAUACAUGACCACAUCGGAAUCAGACUCACCGACGACUGAAACGGGCCGUGACUCAGUGCAUCAACAAAAUUUAUACAUUGUUUCAUUUCCAAUUAUAAUUUUAUUUAACAUUUUACGUUCGAUUUUAUAUCAAAUUUUUAUCAUUUUUAAAUAUAUUUUCAAUGUUAGUUCACAUUAUAUGCCGCUACGAAAACGGCAAACCCCGAAUAAUAUUCAAGUUUGUGUGAAUCAUAGUGAAGAAAAAGUUCAAGAAUUGAACAGUCAAGUAAAUGACAGCAUCGGUAUGACAUCGUCACGUCCAUCACAUCAUCAAAUUUCUGGCCCUGGUCCUGGCGAUCCGUUGCUUGCCAAACAGAAGCACCAUCAUCGACGUGCAUUUGAAUAUAUUUCAAAAGCGCUCAAAAUUGACGAAGAAAAUGAAGGACAAAAAGAAGUUGCCAUCGAAUUGUAUAGAAAAGGAAUUCGUGAAUUGGAACUCGGAAUCGCUGUAGACUGUUGGGGUGGACGUGGUGAAAUUUAUGAAAGAGCACAACGAUUGCACGAUAAAAUGCAGACCAAUUUAUCGAUGGCUAGAGAUAGAUUACACUUUUUAGCCUCAGGACAAAAACUUAUCGUAGUAAAUAAAAAGAGUAGUGGAGGUUUGACCAAUAAAUCUCAAACACUACCCAGAAGCAUGGGAUCACGUGUACCCUCCCUAUCCGAUGGACGACCUCAACGGCUUCCCACCAAACCAGCAACAACACCGCCAGUCAUUCGCAGACAAUUUUCGAUAACUGGUUCACCAAUACACAAACCAACAACUGGUCGCAGUACACCACCGUUACGUUCACGAUCUGGAACAGUGACACCAACAUCGAAUAAUGCUGGUGUUGGAAUCGCCCCACAAAUAAUACAGGUCAAAGGAGUCGACAACAAGCUAGUUCAAAUCAUUAUGGACGAAAUUGUCGAGGGUGGUGCUAAAGUUAGAUGGAGUGAUAUUGCUGGUCAAGAGGUGGCAAAACAAGCCCUUCAAGAAAUGGUUAUACUGCCUGCUGUUCGUCCAGAACUAUUUACGGGGCUUCGUUCGCCAGCCAAAGGCCUGCUUUUGUUUGGUCCGGCUGGUAAUGGCAAAACAUUAUUGGCACGUGCAAUUGCUACUGAGUGUUCAGCAACAUUUUUUAAUAUAUCGGCUGCAUCGCUAACAAGUAAAUAUGUGGGUGAUGGUGAAAAAUUGGUGCGUGCACUAUUUUCAGUUGCACGAAAAUUGCAGCCAUCCAUCAUAUUUAUUGAUGAAAUCGAUUCAUUGCUAUCGGAACGAAAUUCGAGCGAGCAUGAAGCGUCGCGUCGCCUAAAAACCGAAUUUCUUGUUGAAUUUGAUGGACUGGGUAGUCAAGAGAAUGAUCGAAUUGUGGUCCUUGGAGCCACAAAUCGACCCCAAGAAUUGGAUGAAGCAGCGCUACGUCGAUUCACAAAACGUGUCUAUGUUACAUUACCCGAUGCACACACCCGACAACAUUUGAUUCGAAGUCUGUUAGCAAAACAAGGCUGUCAAUUGUCCGACGAUAUUAUUCAAAAUUUGGCCGUCUAUACCGACGGUUAUUCUGGAUCAGAUCUCACAGCAUUAGCCAAAGAUGCCGCUUUGGAACCCAUUCGAGGAAUCGAUGUGGAACAAGUGAGAAAUGUAAAUCUUAAGGAAAUUCGGCCGAUAAAUGAACAAGAUUUUAUAAAUUCAUUGAAACGAAUACGACGUUCUGUUGCACCACAAAGUAUUAUCGCUUAUGAAAAAUGGGCCAGAGACUAUGGUGAUGUAACCUAUUAGACAUGCUAUGUUGACACAUAUAUUGCAAUUUGCUAAACAAAUGAUUUUACUUGACUUGGAUUUGAGUGGCUCAGAAUGAAAGUUUGUUGGACCGAUGCAGACCCUUUGUAUCCAUGUUAUUACUAGCUACUCGAUAACAGUGAUUGGCUUCUGUCUGGGCCACUCAAUUUUCAAAACAAAACAAAGAAAAAUAAUCGAUAAAUAUUUUCAAAACUAAAAAAAUUCCGCUUCAAAAUAACUCAAAUUGCAGAGUACUGAUUUUCGGAAUUUAACUAAUUUCGAAUGGGAUGAGAAAUGUCACAUAAGAGCUGAGACUGUUUCCCACAGCAAUAUAUGUGAGGAGGAGCGCUCUGAAGUGCCGAAGAAGUACUGAGAAGCAGAGAUUCUUCUCUAAAAUCAUAACAUAAUAUUAUCAAUUUUUAUAACUCUUAAUAGUAGGCUCCUUCGGCUCUUCAGAGCACUCCUAUACACCUGUAUUGCUAUGAGAAACAGUCUCUGCAUAAGAGACUAGUUUGUAAAGAAUUUGUCAAGAAGUAGAAUUUUGAAAGCAUUGCACUAGCAUAAAGAACGUCAUUUUUUCGUUUCCUUCGUCGAUAUGAUGAAUACAUACUUAUUUCAUCUAUAUUUCGUCCACUUCUGAUCUUUGGCCGAUUCAAAAUAAAAUAUUCAUCUCUCACCAUAUUCUUCACUUGAUAUUAGUUGAAUUCGGCAAUCGACCCCAUUCUAAUAACUUCUAUGUAUGUUUCGAUUAUAAGAAAUUAGCUAAUCAACAAUUGAAAAAGAUACACAAAACAAAUACUUUGAUUUUUCAUUCUGUACUUUGUAA